Messenger RNA from Lolium rigidum, 1142 nucleotides. Its product is annotated as 3-oxoacyl-[acyl-carrier-protein] reductase 4. NCBI's taxonomy places the organism in Eukaryota, Viridiplantae, Streptophyta, Magnoliopsida, Poales, Poaceae. The transcript is spliced from 11 exons. The record is from RefSeq and is a predicted model, not a curated record. Gene Ontology annotation, molecular function: 3-oxoacyl-[acyl-carrier-protein] reductase (NADPH) activity; NAD binding. Gene Ontology annotation, biological process: fatty acid biosynthetic process. The coding region runs from base 16 to 978 and encodes 320 amino acids.
CCCCUCCGGUCCCUCAUGGCCGCCGCCGCCGCCGCCGCAGCCGCCGUCUCGUCCCCGGCGGUCGCCGCCCCCUCGCAGCGCGCGGCGCGACGCGGGUUCGUCACCUUCGCCGGGGCCGCCGCACGCCCGGCCGCGCUCCGAUCCGACCGCCUCGGCGCCGCCGCACGCGGCCUAUCUUCCGGUGUGCGCACCCAUGUUGCUGCUGUUGAACAAGUAGUUGUGCAGGCUACUGCCGAGCUGGAAGGUCCAGUUGUCGUUGUUACAGGUGCUUCCAGAGGGAUUGGCAAGGCCGUUGCAUUAGCUCUUGGAAAAGCUGGCUGCAAGGUCCUAGUGAACUAUGCACGGUCCUCCAAAGAGGCUGAAGAAGUCUCCAAAGAGAUUGAAGCAUCUGGUGGUCAGGCUAUUACCUUUGGGGGGGAUGUUUCAAAAGAAGAUGAUGUAGAAGCUAUGAUGAAAGCAGCUAUUGAUAAAUGGGGAACCAUUGACAUCCUGGUAAAUAAUGCAGGGAUAACGCGAGACACAUUGUUGAUGAGGAUGAAGAAAUCUCAGUGGCAAGAUGUAAUUGACCUUAAUCUUACUGGUGUUUUCUUAUGUACACAGGCUGCCACUAAAAUAAUGAUGAAGAAGAAAAAGGGAAGAGUUAUUAACAUAGCGUCAGUUGUUGGUCUUACUGGCAAUGCUGGCCAAGCUAAUUACAGUGCUGCCAAGGCUGGGGUCAUUGGCUUCACGAAAACAGUUGCUAGGGAAUAUGCAAGCAGGAAUAUUAAUGUGAAUGCAAUCGCACCUGGAUUCAUCGCAUCAGACAUGACGGCUGAACUUGGACCGGAAAUUGAGAAGAAAAUCUUGUCGACUAUACCCUUGGGGAGAUAUGGCCAGCCAGAGGAAGUUGCUGGGUUGGUUGAGUUCCUGGCCCUGAAUCCUGCUGCCAGCUACAUCACCGGACAGGUGCUUACCAUUGAUGGCGGGAUGGUGAUGUAAAGCGGUUGAGCAACCUUGGUGGAGGUUGAUAUUUGCUCCACCUAGCGUCAUGUUUUAUGUAUUGUGCACCGAACAAUUUUGGCUUUAGAUUUAGUUUCUCUUUCGUGCUUUGUAAUCCAAUGCGGAAUAAAUCAUGUGGAGGAAGUUUAGAUCUGUGCUCUGUC